AUGUCUACCCCCAAGCUAUCCACCCCCAUUAAAGUCGGCGACAUGCAGCUCGCCCACCGCGUAGUCAUGGCCCCCAUGACGCGCUAUCGCAGCGACGACGACCACGUCCCGCUCACCGACAUGAUGAUCGAGUACUACACCCAGCGCGCAUGCGUGCCCCGCACGCUCAUCAUCACCGAGGCCGUCUUCGUCCAAGACAAGGCGGGCGGGAUGCCCAACAUCGUCGACGCGGUGCACGCGAAGGGCUGCUUCAUCUACAUCCAGCUCUGGGCCCUCGGCCGCACCGCGCGUCCGGCUCUGUUCAACAAAGAGUUCCCGGACUACCCCUUCCCGGGCCACACGCCCCGUCCUCUCACCAUACACGAGAUAAAGGAGUACGUCUCCUGGUUCGGCGAGGCCGCCAAGAACGCCGUCGACCUCGCAGGCUUCGACGGCGUCGAGAUCCACAGCGCCAACGGCUACCUCAUCGACCAAUUCAUGCAGGACGUCACGAACAAGCACACGGACGCGUACGGCGGUUCUGUCGAGAACCGCGCGCGUUUCCCACUCGAGGUCGUCGCCGGCGCGAUCGGGGCGUCCAAGACCGCGCUGCGGCUCAACCCGUGGACGCGGUACCAGGACAUGCGGAUGGACGACCCGGUCCCGCAGUUCACGUACUUCGUCGAGGAGCUCAAGAAGCGCCACUCGGACCUCGCCUUCGUGCACUUCGUGAGCGAGAACGCGCUCGGCGGCGACCCGCCCGAGGACCCCAAGCGGGAAGACUUCAUCCACGACCUGUGGAAGCCACGGCCGCUGGUCUCGACGGGGUUCGGGCAGCUUUUCCUGUCGACGCCCGACCUGGCCGUCGAGGGAUACACCACGUACCCCUUCUCGGAGCAGUUCCUCGCAUCCCAGAAGGCGUAG
Molecule: messenger RNA, 903 nt
Organism: Epithele typhae
Lineage: Eukaryota; Fungi; Basidiomycota; Agaricomycetes; Polyporales; Epitheliaceae
Product: NADH:flavin oxidoreductase/NADH oxidase
Exons: 7
Coding region: 1-903 (300 amino acids)
Molecular function (GO): NADPH dehydrogenase activity; FMN binding
Source: RefSeq, a predicted model, not a curated record